This is a messenger RNA of Tupaia belangeri chinensis (Chinese tree shrew), 945 nucleotides long. Its product is annotated as olfactory receptor 51A4. The record is from RefSeq and is a predicted model, not a curated record. Gene Ontology annotation, cellular component: plasma membrane. Gene Ontology annotation, biological process: G protein-coupled receptor signaling pathway. Bases 4 to 945 code for a protein of 313 amino acids. The transcript has a single exon. Gene Ontology annotation, molecular function: G protein-coupled receptor activity; olfactory receptor activity. Lineage: Eukaryota; Metazoa; Chordata; Mammalia; Scandentia; Tupaiidae.
GGCAUGUCCAUCCUCAACUCCUCUGAAUUUGAAAUCUCUAUUUUCUAUUUGGUUGGAAUCCCAGGGAUGGAGUCUGCCAAUGUUUGGAUAGCCAUUCCCAUAUGUCUCAUGUACCUCAUUGCCAUCCUGGGGAACUGCACCAUCUUAUUUUUCAUAAAAACAGAGCCUUCUUUGCAUGAACCCAUGUACUAUUUUCUCUCCAUGCUGGCUCUUUCUGACCUAGGGCUUUCUCUUUCCUCUCUCCCUACCAUGCUAAAGAUUUUUUUGUUCAAUGCUCCAGAAAUUUCUCCCGAUGCUUGUAUUGCCCAAGAGUUUUUCAUUCAUGGAUUCUCAGCUAUGGAGUCAUCUGUCCUUCUCAUUAUGUCCUUUGACCGCUUUAUUGCCAUUUGUAACCCUUUGAGAUACACCUCCAUUCUUACCAGCACUAGAGUUGCUCAAAUUGGUCUUACAUUUUUUCUCAAAAAUAUUUUGUUGAUUCUCCCUUUCCCUCUCACUCUAAAAUAUCUAAGAUACUGCAAACAUAAUCUCCUGUCCCAUUCCUUCUGCCUCCAUCAGGAUGUCAUGAAGCUGGCUUGCUCUGACAACAAGGUGAAUGUCAUCUAUGGCUUAUUUGUGGCUCUCACAGGUAUGCUAGACUUGAUAUUCAUUUUUGUGUCCUACGUGCUGAUACUGAGGGCAGUAUUAAGUAUAGCAUCGCAGAAGGAAAGGCUCAAGGUCCUUAAUACUUGUGUCUCGCACAUCUGUGCCGUGCUCAUCUUCUACAUGCCCAUCCUCUCCUUGGCUGUCAUCUACCGUUUUGCAAAAUACAGUUCCCCUGUCACUAAGAUUCUCAUGGCUGAUGUAUUCUUGUUGGUGCCCCCAUUGAUGAACCCCAUUGUUUACUGCGUGAAGAGCCAGCAGAUAAGAAAUCUGAUCUUAGGGAAAAUGUGUCAGAAGGAAAGUUGA